AUGUCUUCUUUCCAUGGGAGUGGUCUUGGCGGAAGUGACCAAGUUAUUUUCUAUUCGCCGCCGAUUACAAAGGAAGACGCCAUCCUUGAGACAAGUGAAGUUGCCGGACGGAGGGCCAAUUCAGUCCAGGAUGAGGGCAAUGGCAAAUCCACUCGAGUCUGCCAAAUAUGCAUUAAUGGAGAGCAUUGCACUUGUUCUUCCGGUAUUGAACAACCUUUACAAGCAGUAAAAGAAGUGCAAACUUCCCCAGUGGCCUUGGCAACUGAAGAAUCAAAAGCUAUCAGAAACUUCAUUCAGUUCUUGAAAGACACAGCAAAUAGAGUAUUUCAAGUCAUACAUGUCAGCACUGAUGAGGACACAAGCAAGAUAGAGCUUAAAGUGGACGAUGCAAUCACAGAUAAUUCUUUGAAAGCAAUUAAAAAUAGUCUUCAAGCUGUCCCAGGUGUUCAAAGCAUAUGUGUAGACCCUGAACUGAACAGAAUUUCUGUUUCUUGCGAACCAGAUUCCCCUGCACCUGGAAGUUUUAUCAUAGUGACCGAAUCAACUGAAGCUGGAAAUUUCAAGGCCAUGAUAUUUGCUGAAGGGAGAAGAGGAAGAGAAAGUCGUAGACAGGAGGAAACUGAGCAUUUGCAGUACUUUCUGCUUUUGUGGUUUUUGGUUCUUGCAUUUAUUUUAUUUUUAGCAUCCAUGCUUUCCAUUAAUGUCCCUGCAAUUAAGCAUUAUUUGGACAUCAAAGUAGUCAAUAUGCUGACAAUAGGGGCAAUUAUCAGGUGGGUGCUAUCCACUCCGAUGCUGCUUAUGCAGCUUAUCAUCCUUUGGCAAUUCUAUACAGCACCCAACAAGACACUGAAUUGUUGUUCUGUUGACAUGGAUGUGUUUACUGCCCUAAAAGCGAAUAUAAUCUACUUUUGUUCAGUCUAUUCAGUUUUGAGGACUGCUUUUUCUUCAGAUUUUCAAGGAGUGGACUUCUUUGGGACUAGCUUAAUGUUUGUGGCCUUCAAUCUUCUUGGGACGUAUCUAGAUGCAUUCGUUAGGAGGAAGAGAUCUCAAGUCAUCACCAAGCAUAAGGGAUUGGCAAAGGAAACGAUAACAUUAUUGACUUUGGUUCAUAAAGAAAAUUUGACUGUCGAAGAAAUUGAUAGUAGGUUAGGGUUAACUGAUGUCAUUAGACUAAUUCCUGGUGCAAAAGCUAAAUGGGAGAAGAGCCAUGCGAAUGAGAAUGGAGUUGUGUAUUUUAAGGGGAGAAGUUUUGGAUCAGACAGUGUUCUCUCACAGAUUGCUCAUCUUGUUCAGUCUGAUCAGAAGGCGGAAGGUCCUGUGAAGGAAUUUGCUAAAACUAUUUCCAAAUUCUUUCUCAUUUUGGCUAUUAUUGUUUCUUUUUUAUUUUGGCUUGCCUGGUUUUUAGCUGGAAAGUUCCAUGCCUACCCAAAAUCUUUGUUACCGCAUUCCAUGGAUAGGUCUCAUCUUGCAGCCCUAGUUUGGAUAUCUGUUAUGGCAAUAGCUUCGCCGUGUUCUCUUCCCCUAGCAACUGAAAUUGCUGCCAUGGUUGCCGCCCAGGUUGGCGCAUCCAGGGGUGUUCUAAUAAAAAAUAAGCGAGCAUUAGAAUGGGCACAUAAGGUGGAUUGCAUUGUUUUCAACAAGAGAACUCUUACCGUUGGAAAACCAGUGGUUGUUGACCUAACACUUCUGAAAAAUAUGAGACCUAAAGAAUUUUUCCUACUAGUUGCUGCAGUUGAGCAACUCUUUAGGCGAUUUUAUAUAGCUCAGAAAUAG
Hevea brasiliensis (rubber tree) is the source of this 1773-nucleotide messenger RNA. Its product is annotated as probable copper-transporting ATPase HMA5. The transcript is spliced from 5 exons. NCBI's taxonomy places the organism in Eukaryota, Viridiplantae, Streptophyta, Magnoliopsida, Malpighiales, Euphorbiaceae. The record is from RefSeq and is a predicted model, not a curated record. Gene Ontology annotation, molecular function: metal ion binding. The coding region runs from base 1 to 1773 and encodes 590 amino acids.